UGCCUUUCUCAUGCACAUCAGCUAGCGAUCUCACAUGGCAAACACAGUCUCUUUUAUCUAUCUUUACCUUGUUUUCAACGUGAUAAUUUCCCUUCCACCGCCUUCAAAUGCUAUCUCUUCAUGCAACGGCCCAUGCAGGUCUGAAAAUGACUGUUCCGGCCAACUCAUUUGCAUCAAUGGCAAAUGCAACGAUGACCCAGAAGUUGGAACUCACAUUUGCACAGGAGGCAGCCCUGCGCCGCCUUCAAAUGGUGAUUGCAAGCCAUACGGAACCUUAAGAUGCAAGGGAAAAUCCUACCCUAAGUAUUCAUGCUCUCCACCAGUCACUUCCUCAACAAAGGCUAGCUUAACUCUGAAUGACUUUAGUGAAGGCGGCGAAGGUGGAGCCCCAUCUGAGUGUGAUGAAAGUUACCAUGCCAAGUCAGAGCGGGUGGUGGCGCUUUCGACCGGGUGGUACGCCGGAGGAUCAAGGUGCGGAAAGAUGGUAAGAAUUAUAGCUGGAAAUGGAAGGAGUGUAUUAGCAAAAGUGGUUGAUGAAUGUGACUCGAGAAAUGGGUGUGACGAUGAACAUGGAGGUCUGCCACCUUGUAAGAAUAAUAUUGUAGAUGGAUCUGAUGCAGUUUGGGAAGCUUUAGGGCUGAAUAAAGAUUUGGGUAUUGUAGAUGUUACUUGGUCCAUGGCUUAGUUCAUGGAUCAAUUGCAAACAACUUAAGAAAUAUAUAUGAUGACCUGAACUUGAAAUUACAUUAUAGUUAGGUUGUCAUGUACGUUAGUUUCAAUAAAAGAAGAAUGAAACGAGAAUCGCGUUAAGGUUGCCUUGCUA
This is a messenger RNA of Manihot esculenta (cassava), 823 nucleotides long. RefSeq names its product kiwellin. The coding region runs from base 35 to 685 and encodes 216 amino acids. The record is from RefSeq and is a predicted model, not a curated record. Lineage: Eukaryota; Viridiplantae; Streptophyta; Magnoliopsida; Malpighiales; Euphorbiaceae. The transcript has a single exon.